AUGUCUGAGGAAAGGGAUAUACUAUGUUUGACUGACGAUGAAGACGAUCUUGAGGAACCGUCGGUCCAAGAAUUACAGGGAACUCUCAGCAAGUGGACAAAUUAUUUACAUGGUUGGCAAGACAGAUUUAUCGUUUUAAAGGACUCUACUUUAAGUUAUUAUAAAUCAGAAGAUGAGACUGCGUUUGGAUGUCGUGGUGCUGUUAGUUUGAAUAAAGCGGCUGUCUCACCUCAUCCGUUUGAUGAAUGUAGAUUUGAUGUAAGUGUAGGAGAUAGUGUGUGGUAUUUGAGGGCAUCCUACCCUGAUGAAAGACAGCAUUGGAUAGACUUAAUAGAGCUACACAAGCAAGCUGAAUCAGGAUAUGGUAGUGAGAAUAAUUUACGUCGUCAUGGAUCUAUGUUAUCACUGGCGUCUGGUACCAGUCUAUCUACAGCCUCAGCUUCUUCAUUUAAGAGGGGGAGAGGAUUACGUGAAAAAUUACAUGAAAUGGAAACAUUUCGAGAUAUCUUAUGUCGUCAAAUAGAUACACUACAGAGUUAUUUUGAUAGCUGUGCUUCAGCUGUAGCCCAUGGUACACAUCAACAAUUAAAUGAGCAUGAUGAUAUUGAUGAUCCUGAUGAUUUAGAAUCAAGUACAACAUCUUCAUCCGUCAAUACAGAUAUUCUUAAUCAGAAAUUCGAAGGUCUCAAAACUAGUGAUAUAGCCUGUAUUUUACAACAACAUGGAGGACAUUCAGUAGAUUUUAAAGGAGAAGCGUUCACAUUUAAAGCUACCACAGCUGGUAUAGUAGCUACACUGUCUCAUUGUAUAGAAUUAAUGUCACAAAGAGAAGAGGCCUGGAAAAAACGUCUAGAAAGGGAAGUAGACAGAAGAAAGAAAUAUGAAGAAUCGUAUAAAACAUUAUUAAAUGAAAGACCUAAAGCUGUAGUGUUAGGAGGACCAGAUUAUGAGGAGGGUCCACAUUGUUUAAUACCAGAAGAAGAAUUUUAUGAUGCAGUUGAUGCAACUUUAGAUAAAUUAGAAAAAGAAGAAGAAAAUAAACGUGCUGCAAUAAAUAAAGAUAAACCUUCAUCCACCCAUAUCUCCUUAUCUCCUGAACAUAAAUAUUUUACAGAGGUAAAUCAGAUAGUCAGUCACCAUUUAAACCAAAUUAAUGAUAAUUUAGAAGAGAAUUGGACAUGUAUAGCUGAAGAUGGUGAAUUAAAAGUUUAUAAAAAAGAACUAGAGGAAGAUGGUAUUGUUAUUGAUCCAUUAAAAGCUAUUCAUGUGGUCAAGGGUAUAACAGGACAUGAAGUGUGUAAAUAUUUUUGGGAUAUUGAGUAUAGAAUGGAGUGGGAAGCCACAUUAGAUUCUAGUGAAGUAAUAGAAUGGUUAUCAGAUGAUACGUUUGUCAGUCAUAAUGUUAUUAAAAGGGUGUGGCCAGCAUCCCAGCGUGAUGCAUUAUUCUGGUCACAUAUACAACACAUAGCUGGUGACCAAGAUGAGGAUCCAGAUAGAUGGAUUGUCGUUAAUUAUUCUACAGAACAUGAUGAAUGUCCAAGUACUAAAUAUGUCCGUGUAUUUAUGAAUGUUGGUAUGGUAUGUGAAACGUUAAUAAAACCACCUGCUGAUGGAUGUCAAAUAUCUCGUGAUGAUAUUACUUGUAAAAUUAUAUAUACUGCCGAGGUGAAUCCAGGAGGAUGGGCACCAGCAUCAGUAUUAAGAGCAGUGUAUAAAAGAGAAUAUCCCAAAUUUUUAAAGAGAUUUACAUCUUAUGUUAAAACUAAAACAAGCAAUCUUGACAUUUUGUUAUAAAUUUUUCUACUGUAUUAUUUCCUUAGAAUAUGGACUUAUCUUCAUCAGAAUGUGAGUGACUAGCAUCCGAACUAUUCUUUAAAUUGGUAAAUGAAAGAUGAAGUUUGUUUACUUCAUUCAAUUGAAGAUACAUGUAGGUUUAUCAAAUUUAGG
Lottia gigantea (owl limpet) is the source of this 1947-nucleotide messenger RNA. RefSeq lists its product as hypothetical. Gene Ontology annotation, cellular component: Golgi apparatus. Gene Ontology annotation, biological process: ER to Golgi ceramide transport. Gene Ontology annotation, molecular function: phosphatidylinositol-4-phosphate binding. NCBI's taxonomy places the organism in Eukaryota, Metazoa, Mollusca, Gastropoda, Lottiidae. The record is from RefSeq and is a predicted model, not a curated record. Bases 1 to 1794 code for a protein of 597 amino acids. The transcript is spliced from 14 exons.